UUGACUAGGCAGAAGGACAACAACUGUUGCAAAUCUGGUUUCUUACUAUGCACAGUGCUGGGGAACGAGAUUUACUCCACAACCAAAAGUGAGCGCGUCAGCGCCUUUCUGACUGCCCAGGUUGUCAAGUUCAAGAAGUCCAUGUUCCACUUCCUCGUGAGCUACGACAAGGGCAUCUUUGGCUUCGGGCGCAGACGCUUCUGGAGGCUGACGCUCAACGAGGAAUCGCUGCACCUUAGGGUGGCGGUCAACGCGAGCAAUCGCAUCCGUGGUUAUGCGGGGCUCCAGGAGGACACCAAGGGCGUUCCGGUGUUACGCUGGCUCAUUGCAAACGAUGGUGAAACAGCGAAGCAACUGCUGUUCAACAUUCUUGCAGACUCUCAUGCAUUCAGAGAACACGGAGUGUGGCUCGCACUCUAUGUGCGCAGUCACAUUGCAAGCGAACUGCUGAAGCAUUUGGAUACGAGCAGACUGCAGCCAUGGAUGCUGGUCUUCAAUCGGAAAGAGCCUUUCCUGCAUUACAGGAACAUUGUCGUGUUCACCUACAUUUGAUAAUGGAGCAGUUGUUCCAGUUUUGUUCUUUCC
Messenger RNA from Ixodes scapularis (black-legged tick), 585 nucleotides. RefSeq lists its product as uncharacterized. The transcript has a single exon. Lineage: Eukaryota; Metazoa; Arthropoda; Arachnida; Ixodida; Ixodidae. The record is from RefSeq and is a predicted model, not a curated record. The annotation marks the transcript as partial.